This is a messenger RNA of Panicum virgatum (switchgrass), 737 nucleotides long. RefSeq names its product putative protein TPRXL. The coding region runs from base 1 to 705 and encodes 234 amino acids. NCBI's taxonomy places the organism in Eukaryota, Viridiplantae, Streptophyta, Magnoliopsida, Poales, Poaceae. The record is from RefSeq and is a predicted model, not a curated record. The transcript has a single exon.
AUGGGCAUAGCAACACUACUGCCUGCAUCAACAAGCACAAGCACUGAGCGCGCGCCAACACAGAAACUAAACCAUGCAUCAUCGCCGUCAGCAGAGCACAGCAUCGUUUCGAAUCCAAACGAGCCACUUUUGCUAAGAACUUGUUCACCAAACUUGGCAUUGCAAUGCCCGAGAAAGAAGCGAGCACAUCAAGGCUCAAGCAGUUUGUUAUUCAGAACGAGUCGAUUCGAUCGACAACAAAUCCUAAAGGCGCACAUCUCUGCUGCAGCUUCAUCCCACACACUGACACACACACACCGUAUCACAGUCAUCAGUGAUCAGACCACCGGGGUGAGCAGCGGCUUGUUGAGGACGUGCGCCUCCAGGUUGCCCAGCACCAGGUCCGCCAUCGCCUUCCGGGUCUCGUACGUGCCGCUCCCCACGUGCGGCACCACCACCACGUUGUCCAUGCCCAACAGCGCCUCCGGCACGUGCGGCUCGUCCUCGAACACGUCCAGCCCGGCGCCGCCCAGCCGCCCCUCCGCCAGCGCCGCCACCAGCUCCGCCUCGUCCACGUGCGGCCCGCGCCCGAUGUUGAUGAGCACGCCCUUGGGCCCCAGGGCGUCCAUCACCUCCCGGUUCACGAUGUGCCGGGUUGCCGCGUUCAGCGGGCAGGCCACCACCAGGACGUCGCUGCUGGCCGCCAGCUCCACCACCGACGGGUAGUAGCUGUAGUUGGGGUACGCCUGCUUCGUCCU